This is a messenger RNA of Phytophthora nicotianae INRA-310, 1850 nucleotides long. RefSeq lists its product as hypothetical. The record is from RefSeq and is a predicted model, not a curated record. Gene Ontology annotation, cellular component: membrane. The coding region runs from base 147 to 1574 and encodes 475 amino acids. The transcript has a single exon. Gene Ontology annotation, biological process: polysaccharide biosynthetic process. Gene Ontology annotation, molecular function: acyltransferase activity, transferring groups other than amino-acyl groups. Lineage: Eukaryota; Oomycota; Peronosporomycetes; Peronosporales; Peronosporaceae.
AUGGGGACAGCCAACACGCCAAUCCCGGGAUAGCCGUUUACUCGAGCUGAAGCCACCUACGCACUCAUGGCUCCCCGGACAGCAAACCGUGCCACACUUGGCAUUUGUCCAGCGGCCGAAACCCCUCGUAGACCUCAUUGCUGACAAUGCUGCGCGCCCACGCACCAUCGGAGCAUGACACCACCAAGCAGGCCGACGACGUGGCUGUGAACGUGCAGACUACGCCCGAGGACCAGCCGCUAUUGGCUCAGGACGAGCAGGACAAGGACAACCAGAAGAAGCCCGUGAAGGCCAAGAAGGCGGCCGUGGCGGCCGCUCCACCCACGAAGGUUUUAUUCCUAGACGGCGUGCGUGGCCUAGCUGCUCUAUUGGUCGUCACGCAACACUCGCACGAGUACAUGCAGGACUUGAACCUGGGCGCCGUUGCGGUGGACUCGUUCUUCGUACUGUCGUCGUUUCUACUCACGUGGCUCUUCAUGAAGAAGAGCAUCCGCAUGCUUAAUCAGGGUGCGGGAGUCCGCAAAUGGAUCUUCGCGUUGGCCGACUACUUCUCCAAGCGAUUCUGCCGCGUGUAUCCACUCUUUGCGCUCACAUGUAUCGCAUUGUGGUUCAUGGACGACGAGGACAAGAAGCGCUACUUUCUCAUUAAGCAGCCGGAGAACUACGACCUGUUCAGGACUCUGACGUUCGAGUUCGACUACCGCUACUUCGUCUUCUGGACAUUGCCGCUUGAAAUCUCCUACUACUUCUUCAUUCCCGUGUUUGUAUUGGGCGUUCUAAUGCUGCGUAAGCUCUGGUGGGUGCCGUUUAUCCCGGCGUAUUACUGGGUUAUCACUCAAGGCUGGACUGAAUACCGCACGAGCCACACGGUAAUGCAGCCUCAUAUCCCGACGUUUCUGGCUGGAUCGAUGGCUGCAGUGCUGUUCGUUAAACUUGACACGUGGAUCAAAGCCAGUGGAUUCCAGUUUCGAUUUAUCCACAAGCUUAUCCUGCGUACGGUCGAGUACAGUGCACUGGCGGUGUUUUUGAGCAUUGCCUUCCGUGGUCUGUUCUUCAUCUGGGUCCACGAGAACACGGCGCCCAAGACGCCCGGCUUCCCGUUCAUCAGUGUGCUUGUGACUACUGUAUUUGUGUGUGAAAUGCUGCUACCAUCGCCACUAUCGUCGAUUUUUGAGUGGAGUUUCCUACGCUAUUGGGGAAAGAUCAGCUUUUCCGUCUACCUGCUGCACAGCUUCGUCCUGUACAACAAGUCAGUGAGCUCCCAGCCGAACUAUUACUGCCGAUUGUUCUCUCGUUUUGGACUGCUCUGUAUCCUGACUACCACAACAUACCACUUGAUCGAGUAUCCGUCGCAGUUGCUGGCUCAGCGUAUUACCAAGGCGCUGAACGAACAGGAGACUAAGGGAUCAGGAGGUAUGACUGUAUUCUGGGGCGAAUGGGCGAAUCCUUCCAAGGUGUUGGCGCAGCGGCUGGCAGCAGUGCAGGAAGCGAAGGCCUCGGGCAAAUGGAUGCAGCUGCUUGGCCUGAAAAAAGAUACACCAGUUAAAGAGCAGCCACAUGAAUCAGCAGCUUAAGCUGUGUGUAAAGUGAUACGGGUGGACUUAUCCUGUUGUAUGUUGUGCUUUAACCUGUAUUAAAGCAAUGAAUUCAGUACAAUGUCUUCUGAAUUCACACCAUUACGAAGAGCGCCAGUCGAACUCAUGAAGUAAAUGUAUUUAGUUUACAGGCAAAAUGAAACAAAGAGCGCUAUCCUAUCGAAUGCACGAAGAUAAAACUCGAUACAGAUCUGUUUUCUAGCAGCUAUAACAGUAUUGAUGACGGAAGUUCUGGAUCGUGAUCUUGAAUACGGG